AUGGCCAUGAGAAUCAUCUUUCUUUCUCUUCCCUUGACGGCCUUUGCGGGAGUCGUGGCAAGUCUGUUUGAGGAUGUAUCUGAGAUGACACUCGACCGGCCUGCUUCCACGCCGCACUUAUUCACCAGUCAGGGAUACGGCGACUGGAGUUCCCAAAAAGCGAUGCCGAUGAAUGGAGCGUGCCAACCGCUCAAGAGCACAGAUGAUUUAUACCAUAAUGUUGGAUCCAUUUAUAUUCCUUGUGCGAUCACAGCAGGCAAGAAGGCCAUGUGCACCAUGUACAGUGAUUCAAAUUGCCAAGAUGUGAUGGCCGCAUUCGACCGCUCGCACUACAGACUGUUCGAUCGCUCCCAUAAGAACACGAUGCUGACCUCCUACCUCGGUGGAAUGGUAGAGAGUGUCAAGUGCGAGAUGGUCGAUGUCUUGACCAAAGUUUCGAAUAACAACGACCACGUCUCCACUAUGCAUAUGUCCCAAUGUGUCGGUGACAAGUGCAAUUCCGAUCAUGAAUGCCACUUCAACCUCGGCGGCCAUAUGUUCUGCUCGGAGAAGAAGGACAUGACCUGCCAAAUGAGCCGCUUCCUGAAGUUGGGCUCUGAGUGCACUGAGGACCAUCAAUGUCGCGAGGGAUACUGCACUGAGCAUAAUGGGCAGGUUAAAUGUAUGCCAAAGCGAGCACUGGGUGCUCUAUGCUCGUCUUCUGCCGAGUGCAUGUCUGGAGAAGUUUGCUGCGACCUUUCCGGAGGGUCACGGUGCAGCCAGGACCUCUGUAAUGCAGAUGACGUUAAUGACGAUGUCGACAUGUGCAUGAGCACUGGAGUGGAAUGUUACGAACACUCGAUGUGUUGCAGCGGAGGUUGUAUGUUUGACCCGAUGCUUGUGCUGGGUAAGUGCAUGUAG
This is a messenger RNA of Penicillium pulvis, 900 nucleotides long. RefSeq lists its product as uncharacterized. Lineage: Eukaryota; Fungi; Ascomycota; Eurotiomycetes; Eurotiales; Aspergillaceae. The record is from RefSeq and is a predicted model, not a curated record. The transcript is spliced from 3 exons. Bases 1 to 900 code for a protein of 299 amino acids.